GAGCGUGCUGGGUUGAGCCGCUUGGCUCCCCGUCGUGUGGCCUCGCAGUCUGCUCGAGUUGCCGGCGAUGCCACGAAGGCUGUGUACUCGGUGCUCCUGCUUGGCGGCUGCCGUGCAUUGCUUCCAAAAGCAAGAAGCACUCGAGGCAGUUCGCGGACACUGGUGGCCGCGCAGGCCGCUGAUGUUGCAGACGCCGGCAAUUUCGUGGAGGACAUUGUUGUGGGAGAUAUCGAAAAAGAGACGUAUGGAGGUCGGGUACAUACUCGCUUUCCUCCCGAGCCAAAUGGUUACUUGCACAUUGGCCAUGUGAAGUCGAUCUGCCUUAAUUUUGGCAUC
This is a messenger RNA of Symbiodinium necroappetens, 336 nucleotides long. The record is from the annotation of a GenBank genome assembly. Lineage: Eukaryota; Dinophyceae; Suessiales; Symbiodiniaceae.